Molecule: messenger RNA, 1203 nt
Organism: Morchella importuna
Lineage: Eukaryota; Fungi; Ascomycota; Pezizomycetes; Pezizales; Morchellaceae
Exons: 5
Coding region: 1-1203 (400 amino acids)
Biological process (GO): positive regulation of transcription by RNA polymerase II; negative regulation of transcription by RNA polymerase II
Molecular function (GO): RNA polymerase II cis-regulatory region sequence-specific DNA binding; DNA-binding transcription factor activity, RNA polymerase II-specific; zinc ion binding
Source: RefSeq, a predicted model, not a curated record
AUGUCCUGGAUCUAUAUCAUCACACCUACAACCAUUCUUCCUCCUCCGCACCAAAGCCUUCCGCCCUUCACACACAUCACCACCUCUCACUCUGCCUUCACCAAGCAGAGCUUUGGUGCUUUAGAUCAUAAACUGGCGCCCACGGCCCUCUUCUACUCUCCUGCCCCGGAGCAGUUGCUACCAUCUCCACAUCACCUUCUUCACCCCACACCAAACAACGACAGCCCGAGACUGCCUUCAAUCUCGCGGACAUCGUCUAUUUCUCCGUUGCCAUCUCUUAACACGCUGGCUUCCGUCGCACUCCCGUCUCCCCCGUUGCGGCUUAACGGGGGCUUCGCCAUGACUUUCGCUACUUCAUCACCGGGUGCAAGCACUGCUGGGCAAGGGACCACUCCGCCUAUUUGCCAAAAUUGUACAACGUCUACAACUCCUUUAUGGCGAAGAGAUGAAAGUGGUUCUGUUCUCUGUAAUGCCUGUGGAUUAUUCUUGAAACUUCAUGGCCGACCACGACCGAUCAGUUUAAAGACUGAUGUUAUAAAAAGCCGGAACCGUGUUAAAAAUUCUGGGCAGCCUGCAAAAAAGAAGAGUCUAUUCGACUCGCCAAAUGGAUCAACAAAUGGUCACCCAAUAGCAAGAUCGGAAAAUGGGACACCUCCCCCGGGUCAUCGUAAACCAUCCUCAGGUGCCACACCAAACAGAUCUGUGUCACCCCAGUCUCGAGCAGGAACUCCUUUGCCUCCUACAUCGCACAUUGCACCUCCCUCAAUAUUUGAGUCACUUGUCAACCAUGCAGACAACUCUGUCGUUGGAAGUCCUUCUCCCCUUCCAGGGCUCAACUCCUUCAAUCAUCCCUCACCGGGAUCCACAUCAUCCCUGCAUGAUAGGCAUAUGGAGCAGCCCACGCCAACGCUUGAUAGUCUAAUGAGCACCAAUAGCAAACUCAAAACCCGAGUUGCAGAAUUAGAGUUGGUCAACGAUCUUUUCCGAACCCGAGUGAAUGAGCUAGAACAAAGCGAAGCAAAUGCUCGACAAAAAGAGAUUACCAGGCGAGAGGUUGAGGCGCAGCUUCGAGUUCUCCUUUCCGAUAGUACCAAGCGCGAGGAAGAACUAAAGCGAAAGCUCGAGGAUGCAGAAAGGGAGCUUAAUGAGUUUCGUGGGGAUCAUCAGCGGAAGAAGGUCAGGGUCUCUGACUUGACCGAAUAA